CCAAUGGGCGCACAAUUAUGCUACUUACAUAUUUAGAACCCGCAAAUGACGCACACUUCAUUGGUAAAGUGUGAAUCAGCGGAUUAUUUAUAUCGCAUGCCAGAUUUACACGACUACCAUAGAUAAUAGAUAUACACGACUACAGAAUGGAACAAAAUGAUAUACCUAUUUGAUCAUGAAGCCGUUUAAAUGCAAAAUCUGUGAAAAACGCUUUGCAUAUAAGUAUAGUUUAAAUAUUCACGUAGGAUCCCAUUUUGGUGGAAAACCGUUCAAAUGUGGUAUCUGCGAAAGUUUCUUCUCCGAUAAGGUCGCUUUUAGUGGUCACAUGCAAAUCCAUCUCGACAUAAAGCCUUUCAAAUGUGGUAUAUGUGAAAAUUGCUUCUCCUGUAAGAGUAUUUUGAAUCAACACAUGCUAAGCCAUUUGGAUGAAAAGCCUUUUAAAUGUAGUAUCUGCAAAUCUUGCUUUAACUCUAAUAACACUUUAAAAGUACACAUGAAAAUCCAUUCGGAUCAGAAGCAAUUUAAAUGCAAAACCUGUGAAAAGAGCUUCCCAAAUAAGACUCCUUUAAUUUCUCACAUGAGAGUUCAUACUGGUGAGAAACCAUUUAAAUGCAGUACCUGUAAAAGAUGCUUCACCCAUAGGAGCAGCUUGAAACAACACAUGAAAACCCAUUCGGGUCAGAAGCAAUAUAAAUGCAAUAUCUGCGAAAAGAGCUUUACACACAAGACUACUUUAACUGUUCAUAUGAGAGUCCAUACUGGUGAGAAACCAUUUAAAUGCAGUAUCUGUGAAACACACUUCACCCAUAGGGCCACCUUGAAUCAACACAUGCUAGCCCAUUUAGAUGAAAAGCCUUUCAAGUGUAUUAUCUGCAAAUCUUGCUUUAGCACCAAUUCCAAUUUAAAAGUACACAUGGACGUCCAUUCUAGUGAGAAACAGUUUAAAUGCAAAAUCUGCGAAAAAAGCUUCGUACAUAAAUGUACUUUAAAUGUUCACAUGAGAAUUCACCAUUUAUGCAGUGUUUGUAAAAGAUACUUCUCCCAUAAGAACACUUUUAAUGAACACAUGCAAAGCCAUUUGAGCAAGAAGCUAUUCAAAUGUGAAGCCUGCAAAAAUAACUUUACAUGAAAGGAUUAGUUAUACAAGCACAUGAAAAACAUUUUUGUGGAAAAUUCAAAUGUGAUCAAUGUAAUGGACACUGCAUACAAGGCUCACUUAAA
This is a messenger RNA of Agrilus planipennis (emerald ash borer), 1221 nucleotides long. Its product is annotated as gastrula zinc finger protein XlCGF17.1-like. Lineage: Eukaryota; Metazoa; Arthropoda; Insecta; Coleoptera; Buprestidae. Gene Ontology annotation, biological process: regulation of transcription by RNA polymerase II. Gene Ontology annotation, molecular function: RNA polymerase II cis-regulatory region sequence-specific DNA binding; DNA-binding transcription factor activity. The record is from RefSeq and is a predicted model, not a curated record.